CUAUUUUUCUGAGUGCACAACAAUUACAGAGUGCUCUGUGGAAAUGAAUGCUCAAUUUAUGAAAUACUUUGCAACUAUUUGCAUAGCUUCAACUGUUUUGAACACACAGGCUGACUGCGCUGCUAUUGGGACAAUGGAGACUGUGCUUCAGAGAGUCCGAAGAAUGACUCCUCUCUGGAGGUGGAUCACUUCCAGGCCCCUUGGCUCCUCUUGCAGGAGCAAUGAGGAGUGUAGCUCAAAAUAUUGCAGAAAGAAGCGCUGCAGCUUGACUGUCUAUGAAGUAUGAAAUUCAAACAACGUGUUUGUAAAGAAUCACAGAUGUAAUAUAGACCACUUUGACCAUUGUAUUUAUGUAAAUUAUUUAUGCCCAAUCUUGCUGUGUAAAUUAAUUGAUAACCAAUGUUCUCCAGUAAAUGUAUUGUGUACAAUGUUGACUG
Molecule: messenger RNA, 437 nt
Organism: Stegostoma tigrinum
Lineage: Eukaryota; Metazoa; Chordata; Chondrichthyes; Orectolobiformes; Stegostomatidae
Product: liver-expressed antimicrobial peptide 2-like
Exons: 3
Coding region: 44-286 (80 amino acids)
Biological process (GO): defense response to bacterium; antimicrobial humoral immune response mediated by antimicrobial peptide
Source: RefSeq, a predicted model, not a curated record